This is a messenger RNA of Adineta ricciae, 1932 nucleotides long. NCBI's taxonomy places the organism in Eukaryota, Metazoa, Rotifera, Eurotatoria, Adinetida, Adinetidae. The record is from the annotation of a GenBank genome assembly.
AUGUUUUAUUAUUUAUUGCUUCUUUGUUUGUUAAUAAACUCAAUUAUAAGUCAAGAAACCCAAUGUUUUUAUUUGAAUAAUAAGUUGACUAAAUAUAAUCAUCAUAAUUCCCUUAAUCUUCAAAUUACCAACCAACCUGCUAUUCGUUUAUGUCAAAAUCUCAAUUCCAAUCAUUGCUGUCCACAAAUCUACGAAGAUCGUCUACAAAAUGCAACUGCACUUGAACUUUAUCGUCUAUUCGAAUUGUCCACAAUUAAUCUCUACGAACCAUUACUUCGUUUAACCAAAGACUUGAAUAAUACAUUCAUUGCAUUGAUCAAUUUUUCUCGCAAUGAAACUCAUCUAGUUCUACGACGUGGUUAUAAUGCGCUCUAUCGAUCUUAUCAACAUUCGAUUGAUAGGUUUUUUAAUCAACUUUUAACUUUAACAUCUCGAACAUAUUCUCAAGACCUUCACACGUAUGUCGACGAUUUAUUUCGAAACAUUCUUCACAUUUCAUUAACAUUGAACGAUAACAAACAAAUCUCACCAACAUAUUUCUCGUGUCUAUGGAGGAAUCAACCGUUUGCUAAUCAUCCAAAUCUCUUAGAAAAACAAUUAGAGAACAAUCUCGGCAAAUUAUUUCAAUUAAGUGAUCUGUUCAAGUUAAGUCAUGAACUUGUUCAAGUUCUAUCAACGAGUGUCACAACGGAUUAUCAUUGCAUUGAUUCGUAUAUGCAACUAUCCUAUUGUAAUCUUUGUCAUAAUCGAAAUGAAUUACCAUGUUUAACGAAUUGUAUGAAUAUCAUUGAAAGUUGUCUUGUAAAUUUGACCUUCAUCGACAAUGUUUGGCAAAAUUUUAUUGAUGCGAUUGAGAAUGUUGAUUAUUUUAAUAAUAUCGAGAAAGUUUUAUCAUCUAUUGGCCUAUCAAUAUCAGAUGCUGUGAUGACAUUUUUCAAUUCAGGCGGAGUACAAAACAAGGACAUCAUCGAACAAUGUGGACAUAUACGUGUGCGACGACAAACACUUUCUAUCGAUCAAAAAUCUGAUGAUGAAUAUAGUAAAACCUUGUCACUAUCGUUGUUAGAUCGACAAUUGAUUCAUAUGAGUCGAUCAUUGCGUAUCUAUCGAUCGUUUUGGAUGAAAUUUCCAGAACAAAUCUGUAAAUCAACAGGUAUUUCUGCAUCGGAUGGAAGUGCGUGUUGGACAGGAAGUUCGAUUUCAUCGGAUGGAAGAUCGUCUGUUCGGGUCCAAUAUGAUCAACCAUUGAAUCUGAAACUUCAGCGAAUAUUGAAAGAGAUGAGAGAGAAAUCGCUUCUAAUUGGAAAUCCCCGUCGAACUACGUCAGCACUUCAUAUCAAUCCCACGACAAUUUCAACUGUAGUCAACAAUGAAAAACUGAAUUUCAUCUCACAGAAAUUUAAUGAUUCGCUAUCAGCGAAUGAUCUCGAUGAUUAUCCGAAUGAUAAUGAAUUCGACUAUUCGGAUUAUGCAUAUGAAGAUUCUACAGAUCAAACAACAAAAUCAUCGACUACAACGACUACGACUACUACUGUUUCCACCACUACUACUACGACCACCACCACCACCACGAGACAAACAACAACCUUAGCAAUUUUAAUAGAUGACGAAGCUGAGAAGUCCAGCGAAGAUACGAAAAAUACUUACUAUGAUUAUGGUGAUCAUGAUUUGUAUACAGAUGAGGAAAUCGAUGGAACGUCAACUGUGGAAGAACCUGUUCUAAUCACAACAACACGACGAAUAACAACAACACGCUAUUGGAAAGAUCGAAUACCGUUCUACCAUCGUCGACCAGCCAUUAUCUGGAAUGUUAAUGUAAAUGACAAUGACGAGGUACAAAAAUCAAGAAAACAUGAACAGCGAUAUAACAGUGGAUCUUCUCUUCAUUAUUCUUCGCUCAUCCUCAUAACAAUGUUUAUCUCUCGAGUCUGA